Cephus cinctus (wheat stem sawfly) is the source of this 3872-nucleotide messenger RNA. It is a transcript of the gene lace, whose product is annotated as serine palmitoyltransferase 2. The record is from RefSeq and is a predicted model, not a curated record. Gene Ontology annotation, cellular component: serine palmitoyltransferase complex. Lineage: Eukaryota; Metazoa; Arthropoda; Insecta; Hymenoptera; Cephidae. Bases 647 to 2314 code for a protein of 555 amino acids. Gene Ontology annotation, molecular function: serine C-palmitoyltransferase activity; pyridoxal phosphate binding. Gene Ontology annotation, biological process: sphingosine biosynthetic process; ceramide biosynthetic process. The transcript is spliced from 11 exons.
UCGAGUUAAGUCGAGUUGAGAAGUCUAACUCGCGUAGUGCAGUCCGUGGCGGCGAUCUAGCCGGUCCGCUUCGUUUCACUCGGUUCUUAUACAUAUUAUACAGUGCGGUGCGGGAAAACUCAUCAGGCAAUUUCAAUUGUCUGGAAGAAGAAGAAUGUCUGAUGUUUGUCGAGCGAUGAAAAAGGAUGUUACCGUAACGACGUAAGAAGGACAAUCACGAAGUAUUCCAUACGGAACGGAAUUCACGAGAAAAGGGAAAAACUUGCAAGACAAAUGAAAAACGAGAUUAAGCGUUAAAGAAAAUCCGUGGACAAUCAAACUACACCCAGGCCCCCGGUCUAUCAGAGUCGAUCCUGUUCUCACGCGAUUGAACGCUCAGAGCCGAUUGGCCGUAACAAAAAGUAUUUGGCCAGUAGCGUAAAGUCUGUGCAAGUAAUACUGAUAGUACGCAAGUCAAAGGGGAGUAACGUAAACGCGAGGAAAUGUAAAGGCAAAAGCGCAGGCGUCGGUAUUGCAGGCAUCGAAUCGUACGACGUCGCCCCUCAACCGACACCGAGGCAACUCAGGCCCACGGCAAGUGCUCGAGAUUAGACGGGGACUUGAGGUUUCUAUUCAGUGGUGGACGAGUCAGUCCCACGAGAACAACAUGGCUACUGCGAGAUUUCGUGUAGCUAUUACAACCACCCAUGAGGACGAGAGUGAUACACCGUUAAAAAACGGAAUAACCUCCCACGGGAAAAGCAUAUCCAAUGGGAAGAUCAACGGUUACUCCAGUUUGCAGAGCAACGGCCACCUGCGGAGAGAGAAACAUGUCGAAAGACUAACGUCCAAGAGUAAAGAAUCCUUUGAACAAGUGCCAUUCAUCACAGCUGCCCUUACUCAUCUGGGAUUCUAUAUCCUGAUGUUCCUGGGAUUUAUUAAUCAGCUGCUAUUCACGCCAAAAGUAGCACAAGAACAGAACAGAAAGGGCUAUGCUCCACUUUAUGAUAAUUUUGAAAGGUUCUAUUUGCGCUAUGUCUAUCGAAGGGUAAGGGAUUGCUGGAACCGACCUAUAUGCUCGGUUCCUGGAGCCAUGGUUACCUUAAAGGAUCGGGUUACGCACGACUAUGGAUGGACCUUUGAGUUUACUGGAACAGAACGCCCUUGUAUAAAUUUGGGCUCGUACAAUUAUUUGGGUUUCGCUGAGUCUACAGGGAUUUGUGCCGAACAGAGUAUCCAAACUCUAGAGAAAUUUGGUUGUGCCAGUUGUAGCACUCGUCUUGAACUAGGAAAUAUGCCAAUUCACGACGAGCUAGAAAGCUUGACUGCUAGAUUUCUUGGAGUAGAGGAUGCCAUUGUUUUUGGGAUGGGUUUUGCCACAAAUGCUCUGAAUUUACCAUCGCUAGUAAGUAAGGGAUGCCUCGUACUGAGUGAUGAGAAGAAUCAUGCGUCACUCAUUCUGGGCCUAAGACUGUCCGGUGCUGUAAUUAGAGUGUUUCACCACAACAAUGUUAAGCAUUUGGAGGAGUGCCUGAAGAAAGCCAUAGUGCAAGGUCAACCUGAUACUGGAAAGCCUUGGAAGAAAAUAGUUAUAGUAGUGGAGGGUAUUUACUCAAUGGAGGGUUCAAUUGUUCACCUUCCAGAAAUUCUUGAAGUCAAGAAAAAAUAUAAGGCCUAUCUUUAUCUAGAUGAGGCACAUAGCACAGGAGCUAUGGGAAAACAUGGACGAGGAGUUUGUGAAUAUUAUGGUGUAGAUCCUCGACAAGUUGACAUACUUAUGGGAACAUUUACUAAAAGUUUUGGCUCAGCUGGUGGUUAUAUAGCCGGUACCAAGGCAUUAAUUAACCAUUUAAGGAUACAUAGCCAUGCUCACACUUACGCCUCGGCUAUGUCACCACCCAUAGCCCAACAAAUUAUCACGUCGAUGAAAAUCAUUAGUGGCGAGGACGGCACCGAUGCUGGUCAAAGGCGUACUAAGCAACUCGCUAGAAAUACUAGGUACUUCAGGCGUCGAUUACAUCAAAUCGGAGUUAUAGCAUACGGACACGAUGACUCCCCGGUUGUGCCCGUGCUGGUAUAUCUCUUCUCAAAAAUUGGUGCCGUAGUUCGUACCUUAACUACGCGUAACAUAGCGACGGUUGGUGUUGGUUUCCCAGCGACGCCACUCAUGGAAGGCAGAAUACGAAUAUGUCUUUCUGCUUCACACACGAAAGAGCAAUUGGAUUACGUAUUAUCAAACAUUGAGGAGAUUUCGGACACACUGGGGCUCAGGUAUUCGCAGAAACCACGCGAUCCAAAUCCAAUAGAAUAUUACUCAGACAGUGAGACCGAAUGACCUAACUUAUAGUCUGAGAAAUUACGCUAGACAAUUGGAUUUUUUAUCGCUCGUUAAGAUAGCCGACAGCUUCGUUAUCGCCAGAGAUGUAGGUAUGAAUUCGUACGUUGUGACAAAACAAUUAAACAAAUUAUAAAGACAUGUCAUAGUAUUAGAGCAAGCACGAAUUAACGCAGAAUCGAUAUUCAUUCGAUACAAGAUCACGCAAAUAUCGAUGAGAAAGAAAUUGCGCGAGUCUCAUGGCGACGAUAUCUUACGAUAUUUCGUGUCUAUAGAUAAUGUUAUUGCGAAUUUUCAUAACAGCAUUUCCACAUAGUCAUCGUAAAAUACCAAAGUCAUUGACAAAAUAUUAUUAAGCGUUCGAGGCAUACUUGGUAUAUCCUUUUUUUUCUUGUGAAUGGAUUCUUUUGCCAUCCUACCGUGAUAAUGUAAUGUACAGCUUUUUCCUGCGAACGUGAAUCUCAACGAGACUGGUAUCGCCUUUGAAAAUUGUAUUUAAAUUACGUCACGCCUUACUCGUACGCACAAUAAGUAAAUCUUACUGAUAUGGUAAAUUCAUUUAAAUUCUUUUUUUCUAAAGGUGAUUAAUAUUGUUGAGAUAAUUACUGCGAUUAACGUUGCCUUGUAGAUACUCUACGUUGUAUAGUACAGCAAGAAACUGUUAGAAAUUGUUGUUACCGUUCUGCAGUAUGUUUUUGUAUUUAGUCGUCACUUAUUAUUUUACUAGUAUCAAUUCGCCUAAUAAUUCUUCAUAUCCAUUCGAUAUUUUGUAUUCUGUUGGUUAUUCUUUCGUUAUUUACUGUAUUGAACUGCUCAAAAACUAAUUGAAAUCUGACAUUCUCACUGUGCUAGCACUAAUUAUCGGCCUUGAACGUUUAGUCCGUCGAAUGAUUUAGUACGGACUUUCUGUGGGUCAGAAAGCCUUAGGAGAACCGAUUGAUAAUCAGGAUUUCUACAAUGCUUACAUACGUCCAUUAUUAAGGAAAUCUGUGGAAUCCCAAUUGAAGUAGCGCAUUGAAUAUAAUUCGGUAAUUUCAUUAAAGUUACAGAAUUGCUUUUCGAUCCUUGAAAAAUAAUACACUCUUGUGUGAUAAAAAUUGCGCGCGACAUAAGUAUUCAUUGAACUAUGAUAAUUUUACAAUUCCUUUUAUUCUUUGCUUAUUCUUAAUAUUCAACUGUUUCGAUUGGUAAUCACUAACUUAAUUUUUUGUAAAAAACAAUGUUGAAAAUAUUGGUUACGGUUUCUUUUUCCAAAGAAGACUUUAGGAUCGCGCAGGUGUCGUGACCUUCAGUCUAAUAUAUUUCCGUUGGUAUAGUUUCCAAUAAUUUCAUUGGACAAUUUCCAGAAGGAAUGUACGUAAAUAAUUAAAGAUUAAGCUACUUUUAGUCGUGAUACAAAUCAUAUCCAGCCUUAAAGUCCGCAUUUAUCGCGUGUUGGGCCAUUUUAACAUUUAAGGAUAGAGACGUCGAUAUAGUGUGUUCUGAUCUAGUAACACGAUUUUAAAAAAAACGUUAACUUUACAAUCUCUUUAUAAUAUUGAUAUAAGUACGCAGUUAA